Sorghum bicolor (sorghum) is the source of this 1951-nucleotide messenger RNA. RefSeq lists its product as uncharacterized. The coding region runs from base 490 to 1830 and encodes 446 amino acids. The record is from RefSeq and is a predicted model, not a curated record. Lineage: Eukaryota; Viridiplantae; Streptophyta; Magnoliopsida; Poales; Poaceae. The transcript has a single exon. Gene Ontology annotation, molecular function: glycosyltransferase activity. Gene Ontology annotation, cellular component: membrane.
AGCUAGUGCAGCAUGCAUAUUCCGCUUGGCGCUCCGAUCCCUUAUUCUUGGACCGGCCGCGCAAUCUUCUUGUCGCCAUCGCCAUCUCCGUCCAUCUCGACAGGCCGGUGCGUGCCGUUCUGCUGCUCGAUUGAUCUCCUGGUGGUGACCUGCAUUUCCGUCGUCGUCCAUAUUGCUUGUUCCACCGGAAUCUGCAGGCCACCGGCCGGCGACAGAGGGGCGUUAAGGAAGGGUACGGUGGCUCGAGCAAUCAUCAGCAGGUGCAUUAAUUGCCUGCUCAUCUGAUCCCUCCCGCUGGUCUUGACUCUUGAGCUCUUGGCGCAACGAUCGUCCUUCUCCGAUCUUGCUGCUUGCAAUUGCAAGAGGCAGAUCGAUCAACAAGUUAGCUAAUAAGGAGCAACGAAGACGCAAACAGCUAGUUGUGUGUUGCUUAUAUUAACCGAUCGACGACGAUCGAGGGCCUGGAUCGAUAUAUAUAGAGUAUAGACGAUGAAGCCGGCGGGCACCCUCAAGUCCCGGCGAGGCAGUGCCGGGGACGAGGAGGAGACCUACAUCGGCUUCCCGGUGACCCCGCGCAAAGACUACUGCUGGUCGUCGUGGCUGCUCAAGGCCGUGAUGGCGCUGGUGAUCCUGAUGGCCGGCGUGCUCAUCGGGCUGUCGUCCAGCGCCAACGUGUCGCGCUACUACUACUACAGCAGCAUUGGGUCCUCGUCGCUGUUGUUAUCUUCUUCCUCCCUGCACGCAGCCGGCAGUGGUGCUGGUAAUAAGAAGAACAAUGGCGAUGUCGUCGCUUCCAGCAGUUCCUCCGGCAGUAAUAAUAAUAAUAAGAAGAAGAGGAAGAAGAUGAUGACGACGGAAGAUGAUCAUGAAGCUCCACCUCUUCCACCGGUGCUUCUGGACUUCCAUGGUUUCGUGGACCCCGGCCCGCCAUGGGGCCACUCGAUGUCGGACCCGGAGCUGUUCUGGCGGGCGUCCAUGGCGCCGCGCAUGGAGGAGUACCCGUUCCAGCGCGUGCCCAAGGUGGCGUUCCUGUUCCUGACGCGCGGGCCACUGCCGUUCGCGCCGCUGUGGGAGCGCUUCUUCCACGGCCACGAGGGGCUCUACUCGGUGUACGUGCACGCGCUGCCGGGCUACGCGGGGCGCUACCGGCCGUCGUCGCCGUUCCACGGGCGGCAGAUCCCGAGCGGGGAGGUGUCGUGGGGUUCCAUCACGCUGGUGGACGCGGAGAAGCGGCUGCUGGCCAACGCGCUGCUGGACUGGUCCAACCAGCGCUUCGUGCUGGUGUCGGAGAGCUGCGUGCCGGUGUUCAACUUCCGGACGGUGUACGAGUACCUGGUGAACUCGGCGAUGAGCUACGUGGAGUCGUACAACAUCGACGUGCCGCAGUGCGCGGGGCGGUACAACCCGCGGAUGGCGCCGGAGGUGCUGGAGGAGCACUGGCGCAAGGGCUCCGAGUGGUUCGAGAUGAGCCGGGACCUCGCCGUCGACGUGGUGGCGGACCAGCGCUACUACGUGCUGUUCCGGCGCCACUGCACGCCGUCGUGCUACCCGGACGAGCACUACAUCCCGACGUUCCUGCACCUGCGCCACGGCGCGGGCAAUGCCAACCGGACGGUGACCUGGGUGGACUGGUCGCGGGGGGGCCCACACCCGGCGCGCUUCGGCAAGGCGGCCACCACGUCCGACCUGAUGGCCGCCAUCCGCAGCAACGGCACGCUGUGCCUGUACAACGGCAAGCCCACCACGGUCUGCUACCUCUUCGCCAGAAAGUUCGCGCCCAGCGCGCUACCCACGCUGCUCAACCUCAGCACCACGCUGCUAGACUUCUGAAUUACUCCUAUAUUUCUUUUUUCUUGUUCCAUUUGAGUGAGGUGACAGACUGAACCUCGAUGCGAUUGAUAUUGAUUGAUCGUCCCAAAAAUAAUGGUAAUGCUUGUAUCCAUGUCCGUCA